This is a messenger RNA of Haemonchus placei, 459 nucleotides long. The record is from the annotation of a GenBank genome assembly. Lineage: Eukaryota; Metazoa; Nematoda; Chromadorea; Rhabditida; Trichostrongylidae.
AUGGCCAAGAACAUGGAAAACACCAGCUAUCGGAAGAUCGAUGUCGAUGCCUACGACCCGGAAAACUAUGAUGAAAAUGAGGACGCUGGCGAUACUCCUGGUCUUGGGCCUGAUGAGCGUACAGUGAAUUCGCAUCUACAAACUAAUCGCCUCGAGGAUGCACUUCAUGCUGCACUGCAGAAUCCACCAUUAAAAUGCAAAAAUCAGGCUGUUAAAGACAAAUCCACUAUGCUAGUCGCUAAAGUUUUGGGUUCAUUCAAAUCUAGUGAGAUUGACCCUGUUGUAAAGAAGCUCUCUCCUGAUGAAGGGGAUAUAUUGAUGAAGUACGUAUACAAAGCAAUGGAAAUAACACCAGAAAAUGCGCUGUGUCAGAUACUUUUGACUUGGCACUCAUUGUUAGUCGCUCGUUUUGGUCUCGGAUCAAUAAUACGUGUCUUCUCUGACCGAAGUCGCCUUUGA